UAUUUCAAAAGCCAAAAAAAUUAGGCCCAAACAUCACUAGGAAAAAAAAAACCUACAUCUUUUUUUAAUUCAUCACACUCGCACGAAACCUAGUACCUCAGUCCAGAGCAGCUCGGCCUCGACCACUCUUCCGGCCGCCGCUCCUCCUCACUCUUCCCGCCGCCGCCGCCGCCGCCGUUCCGCCUCAAAGCUUUCUGACGGUGUAAAUCGCUUAUAAUCAGAACUGAGAAUAAACAACAAGAACAUGGCUGCUGCGAGUGGAACCAAUGAUUUAUCUUCAGAGAUGGAGCUGGAUGCUUUUCGACGCCUUUUUCCUCUACGUUUUCACGAGCGACAUCUUCUUGAAUCUAUAAGGCCCGACGGGCGUCCCCUUGGAAGGGCUAGAGAGACUACGCUUAGUCUUGGAGCUGUUGCAUCUGCUAAUGGAUCAGCUCUAGCAAAGAUAGGAUGCACUACUAUGUUGGCUGCCAUUAAAUUGGAAGUCAUGACUCCAACUAUAGAGGCACCUGAUGAGGGAUGCAUAGCCAUUGACUUCCACAUGCCUCCAAUUUGUUCUCCACUAAUUCGCCCCGGCAGGCCUGCAGAUUUGGCUCCGGUGAUAUCGAAGCAGUUGUCUGACACCAUACUGAGUUCUGGCAUGAUCGAUCUGAAAGAGUUAUGUUUGGUUAGCGGCAAGGCUGCUUGGAUGGCCUAUCUGGACAUAUACUGUUUGGAUGCUGAUGGUGCUCUUUUUGAUGCAGCAUUACUUUCCGCAGUGGCUGCCUUCUCGCAUUUGCAAAUUCCAAUAGUCUCUCUCAAUGAUGAUGGAAGAAUAGUUCUUGUGUCUGAGGAGAAUGGCAGAUCAAAGAAGGAAAAGAAACCUGUAAAUGAGGAGAAGAUCAAGCUUAAGAUGAACAGUCAGCCAUUCUCCUUAACAUGCAUUCUUCACAAGAACUACAUUCUAGCAGAUCCGACCUCUGAGGAAGAGUCCAUCAUGGAAACGUACCUGACAGUCGUGCUGGAUACGAAUCAUCAGCUCGUGUCUCUCAAUAAACCAGGUGGACCAGGUCUAGCAAGCACAUCAUCAAUCCAGGAUUGCAUAAUAUUAGCGCGAAAACGAGUGAAAGAACUUCAGCAGAUCUUGAAUGAAGCAGUUUCUGAUAUGGAAGUUGACUGAGUUUUUGGAUGAACUUGAUUUUAGUUUGUAGUUUUUCUUUAUAGUAUUAUUUUUUAGAGUUUUUUGAUAUAUUCUUUUUGCUUUUUCUGUAUGGUUUUUGUUGUAGUUGUAGAAGAGAAAUGAUGAUACCUUAGGGAGAUCAGAAAUAUGUUCAUACAAUACAAUGAGUUCAUUUUCACUGGGAAGUUCUAUGAACUUCUUCAUAUUGUCUUUGAUGAUGGAAAUGCGAUUUUAAGUUUCAAAAA
Salvia miltiorrhiza (redroot sage) is the source of this 1401-nucleotide messenger RNA. RefSeq lists its product as uncharacterized. The coding region runs from base 245 to 1156 and encodes 303 amino acids. Gene Ontology annotation, cellular component: nuclear exosome (RNase complex); cytoplasmic exosome (RNase complex). The record is from RefSeq and is a predicted model, not a curated record. Lineage: Eukaryota; Viridiplantae; Streptophyta; Magnoliopsida; Lamiales; Lamiaceae. The transcript has 9 exons. Gene Ontology annotation, biological process: TRAMP-dependent tRNA surveillance pathway; nuclear polyadenylation-dependent mRNA catabolic process; exonucleolytic trimming to generate mature 3'-end of 5.8S rRNA from tricistronic rRNA transcript (SSU-rRNA, 5.8S rRNA, LSU-rRNA).